AUGGAAUGGGAAAACCAAACCAUUUUGGUGGAAUUCUUUCUGAAGGGUCUUUCUGGUUACCCAAGGCUUGAGCUGCUUUUUUUUGUGCUUAUCCUAAUAAUGUAUGUGUUUAUUCUUCUGGGAAAUGGCACCCUUAUUUUAAUCAGCAUCUUGGACUCUCACCUUCACACACCCAUGUACUUCUUCCUGGGGAACCUCUCCUUCCUGGAUAUCUGCUACACCACCACUUCAGUUCCCUCCACGCUAGUGAGUUUCCUCUCAGAAAGAAAGACCAUUUCUUUCUCUGGCUGUGCAUUGCAGAUGUUCCUUGGUUUGGCUAUGGGGACAACAGAGUGUGUGCUCUUGGGCAUGAUGGCCUUUGACCGCUAUGUGGCCAUCUGCAACCCUCUGAGAUAUCCCAUCAUUAUGAGUAAGAAUUCCUAUGUUCCCAUGGCAGCUGGGUCCUGGUUUGCAGGUGUUAUCAACUCUGUAGUACAAACUGUACUUGUGGUACAAUUACCCUUCUGCAGGAACAACAUCAUCAAUCAUUUUUCCUGUGAAAUUCUGGCUGUCAUGAAGUUGGCUUGUGCUGACAUCUCAGGCAAUGAGUUUAUCAUGCUUGUGGCCACAACAUUGUUCACAAUGAUGCCACUGCUCUUGAUUUUCAUCUCUUAUUCAUUAAUCAUUUCCAGCAUUCUAAAGAUACCCUCUGAGGGUAGAAGUAAAGCCUUCUCUACCUGCUCAGCCCACCUGACAGUAGUGAUAAUAUUCUAUGGCACUAUUCUCUUCAUGUACAUGAAGCCCAAAUCUAAAGAGAUCCUUAAUUCAAAUGACUUGAAUGUUACAGACAAACUGAUCUCUAUGUUCUAUGGGGUGAUGACUCCCAUGAUGAACCCUUUAAUAUACAGUCUGAGAAACAAAGAUGUGAAGGAGGCAGUAAAACAUGUACUGAACAGAAAGUUCACCAGCAAGUGA
Chrysochloris asiatica (Cape golden mole) is the source of this 954-nucleotide messenger RNA. RefSeq names its product olfactory receptor 13C9-like. Lineage: Eukaryota; Metazoa; Chordata; Mammalia; Afrosoricida; Chrysochloridae. The transcript has a single exon. Gene Ontology annotation, biological process: G protein-coupled receptor signaling pathway. Gene Ontology annotation, molecular function: olfactory receptor activity; G protein-coupled receptor activity. Gene Ontology annotation, cellular component: membrane. Bases 1 to 954 code for a protein of 317 amino acids. The record is from RefSeq and is a predicted model, not a curated record.